Molecule: messenger RNA, 1404 nt
Organism: Vanderwaltozyma polyspora DSM 70294
Lineage: Eukaryota; Fungi; Ascomycota; Saccharomycetes; Saccharomycetales; Saccharomycetaceae
Gene: NOP12
Product: rRNA-processing protein NOP12
Exons: 1
Coding region: 1-1404 (467 amino acids)
Molecular function (GO): RNA binding
Source: RefSeq, a predicted model, not a curated record
AUGGUUUUGAGAAGGUUUUUAGGAUUAGGAGUAUUUCUCGAGGGCCAGAUAGGUUGUGGUCAAGUGGUACGUUAUAUUAUGGUUUCGUCUAUUGAUUCUUUAUUUGGUGAAGUUACCAAGGGUAAAAUUGAUUCCUCUGUGGAUUCUUUGUUUGCCAACUCUUCUCGUUCUAUUGAUGAACAACAGUUGAAAUUAAAACAUAGAACUGAGUUGCCAACCGUUGUUGAGCCUGUUCAAGAAGAUGUUACUGCUCCUUCAGCUUCAGCUUCUGGUGCCCUUAUUGACGAGGAAGUAAAGGUUGCUAAGAAGUCAAAGAAACCAAAGAAAACCGAGGAAGACGAUUUAGAAGGAAAAUAUUACGCCAAGUUAUUAGAAGAUGACAAGGAUAAGUCUGCUAAGGAUGUCAAGAAAGAAACUAAAUCAGAAUCAGGUUCAGUCUCAGAUUUAGAUUCGGAUUCAGAUGCUGAGGAUAAAGUUGAAAAGAAAACUGAAAAAUCUCAAGCAGCAACCACUUUAGAUUUAAAAGAAGAUGAAUUAGAAAAGGCUAAACGUACUGUAUUCAUUGGUAAUGUUCCUAACACUGUCAUAACAUCAAGAAAUAUUUAUAAACAAUUCAAGAAACUAUUCUCUUUGAUCGACGAAAAGAAAUUCUCCAUCGAAACUAUUAGAUUCAGAUCCAUCUCUUUCGAUGAAGCAUUACCAAGAAAAGUAGCAUUUGUACAACAAAAAUUGCAUAAAUCAAGAAACUCUAUUAACGCAUACAUUGUCUAUAAGGAGAAAUCAUCUGUCAACCCAAUCUGUACCAAAUUGAACGGUACUGUAUUCCAAAAAAAUCAUUUAAGAGUUGAUUCAGUCUCAAACCCAGCUGCACAUGAAAAUAAAAGAUCUAUCUUCGUUGGUAAUAUGGACUUCGAACAAGAUGAAGAAACUUUGUGGUCCCAUUUCGAAUCCUGUGGUGAAAUUGAGUACGUCCGUAUAAUCAGAGAUUCAAAGACUAAUUUAGGGAAAGGUUUUGCUUACAUUCAAUUUAAAGACUUACAAAGUGUGAAUAAAGCAUUGCUACUAAAUGAUAAAAAAUUUGAUAAUACUAAAACUACAAGGAAAUUACGUGUUUCGAGAUGCAAGAACAUCAAGAAGCCAUCAUCAUCAUCAGCAACAAGCAAUAAUAAACAAAAAUUAAACGAAUCUCAAAAGACUAAAAUUGGUAGAGCUAAAAGAAUCUUAGGUAAAGCUGACAGAGCCACUGCAGGUGAAAAAAUAACCAUCGAAGGUCUAAGAGCAGCAAAGGGACAAACUGCUUCUUCCCACUUGAAGAGAAAGAAGGAAAGAUCAAAAACUGGUAGAGUCACUAAACGUUCUAUAGCAUUUAAAAAGGCACAAGCAAAGGAUUCUUCAAAAAACUGA